Messenger RNA from Macadamia integrifolia, 1398 nucleotides. RefSeq lists its product as uncharacterized. The coding region runs from base 377 to 1033 and encodes 218 amino acids. Lineage: Eukaryota; Viridiplantae; Streptophyta; Magnoliopsida; Proteales; Proteaceae. The transcript has 4 exons. The record is from RefSeq and is a predicted model, not a curated record.
UUUGGUUAGAUUGUUAUGCUAUAUUAUUAUUUGGGGAAAAGGAUGGGUAAUCUAGUGGGUUACUAUAACUACUAAUUUCAGCUCUUUUUAUUUCUCAGUUUUCCUACGGAUUUUAGGAAACCUAAUUCAAGUAUACUUCUUUAAAUUAUGACUAUUCUGAUAUUGUUUUCUAUUGCUAAUUACCGGACAGAUCGAGGGUCUGGAGGCUCUGGCAGUACUGCAAAGAUUCAAGCGUCAUCGUUGGGAGAGACAGGAUCAGGCGAUUCUCCCCUUCUCCUUUUCUUCACUCCUCUUUGUCUCCUUGAUUCUUUGUUGCUCGGUGAUUCUUUCGAGGGUAUACGGAGAUUGAGAUGUUUUCAGCCAUUUGAGUGAGAAAAUGUCAACUUCAAAACAAGCAGUUAAUGAGACUGCAAAAUGGAGCCAAGCAAAUGUAGACACCCUUAUUGUUCUGAUGGUAGAGGAAGUUAAGAAAGGAAAUAGGACUACUUCGACUUUUAAUAAAGCUGGUUGGAACAACAUUGCCAAUAACUUCAAAGAAAAAAUUGGGGUCAACUAUGCCAUUAUACAGUUGAAGAACAAAGUGAACAAACUGAGGCAGGAUUAUAGUCAGUUUAAGAAGCUAUUGGAGACAACUGGUUUUGGUUGGGAUACUGCUUCAAGAACUUGUACUGUUGAUGAUGAAUCCAUCUGGGAAUCGCAUAUUAAGGAUAACCCUACUUGGGCACGAUUUAAGAAGCAUGGACUACCACAAUGGCCAGAACUAUGUAUGGUAUUUGGUGAUACAUAUGCAGACGGCGAAGGAAGUGGGACUCAAAAAAUCAUGUUGGAAACUUUGGCGGCCGAUGAUGAUAGGAAUAUGAUUGAAUCUUGUGAUGAGUCAAGUUCCGCUGAUGAAAUUACUCCAUUAGGUGACACUCAAACUGAAGCAGUGGAAAAAAAGCCAGCUACUAAGCAUAGGCAUGAUAGGACUCCAAAUGCGAAAAGGAGGAGGAGUAAGUCUAAUGAUUGGUCAAUGGCAUUCAAGGCAAUUUAAGAUAUUAGUAAAUCAAGGGUAGAACGGGAUGCGAGCAUGUCCACUGCUUCAACCCAAAAUGCCGAACAGAUGUACGGGAUUACUAGGGCCAUGGAGGUGCUUGAGUCAGGAUAUGAGUUAGAUGAAGCACUAUACGAGAAAACACUUCGGAAGUUAAUGGCUGACCCGCAAUGGAGAGAAGCAUUAAUUUCAUGCCCUCCUCAUCGGAAGUAAAUACUCCUUUGUACCCUUCAGUAGUUUGCUUCUUGAAAAGUUCUUUUAAUUAGAUAGAUUGAUAACUCUACUUGGAUUGUGCCUUGACCCUACUUUUAACUUUGGUGGUUUGCUAUGUUUUUCUUCACUUUUUAAUAUGUUAUGGAUGACUG